GUGUGUGUAAACGUUUGUGUUGUGUGUUUCAGUGUCAGAUCUUGCUCCGGGAGAGAGCGGAGUGGAUGACAUGAGGAUGCUGGAGCAGAAGGCACAUCAACUGGCUGUAGAGGCCGAACAGGACAAACCCAAACCCAAAGACAAGAUCCUUUUCGUCAGAAGUGACACCUCUCGCAGUGAACUCGCCCAACUGGCCAAACAAGCUAAUCCUGACGAGAUUGACAUUGAUGAGGAUGAGGAUGCAGAAGAUGGGGAACCGGAUGAAGUCCAGUUGGAGCAAAAGACUGUCCCGACUGCUGUCUUCGGAGGACUAAAGGACGACUGAAUAUGUUGCUGUAACCAAGAAACAGAGAAAAUUAUUAGCAACAUGAAUUAUGUAAAUGGUUUGCUACACUUUAGCAAUACCAAUUCAGAACACAUGGUGUCACUCUUUGCAACAUUUGUAUGCUUUCCUUUUUUAUUUUCAUGAUGACAUUGGGUAGAUAAAAUGUUAAAGCGCUGUUUUUCCUCUGUCUACUGUACAUUAAAAGAUCAAUCCCCAUGUAUGACA
This is a messenger RNA of Pimephales promelas (fathead minnow), 550 nucleotides long. Lineage: Eukaryota; Metazoa; Chordata; Actinopteri; Cypriniformes; Leuciscidae. The record is from RefSeq and is a predicted model, not a curated record.